Boleophthalmus pectinirostris (great blue-spotted mudskipper) is the source of this 2691-nucleotide messenger RNA. RefSeq names its product mitogen-activated protein kinase kinase kinase kinase 2 (gene map4k2). The coding region runs from base 103 to 2325 and encodes 740 amino acids. The record is from RefSeq and is a predicted model, not a curated record. The transcript is spliced from 28 exons. Gene Ontology annotation, biological process: protein phosphorylation. Gene Ontology annotation, molecular function: ATP binding; MAP kinase kinase kinase kinase activity. Lineage: Eukaryota; Metazoa; Chordata; Actinopteri; Gobiiformes; Gobiidae.
UUCUUUUCUUUUGCAGUGACAGGGCCAUUAAAAGAGAAGCAGAUAGCCUUUGUGUGCCGAGAGACUCUUCAGGGCUUGUAUCAUCUUCAUGAAAGUGGCAAAAUGCAUCGAGACAUUAAGGGUGCCAACAUCCUUCUGACUGAACGCGGAGAUGUCAAACUGGCUGACUUUGGAGUAGCUGCGGAGAUCAGUGCUUCUGUCGCCAAGAGAAAGUCUUUCAUAGGAACGCCAUACUGGAUGGCUCCAGAAGUGGCAGCAGUGGAGAAGAAGGGCGGGUACAACCACUUAUGUGACAUCUGGGCCGUGGGCAUCACGGCCAUUGAGCUGGCAGAGCUGCAGCCUCCCAUGUUUGACCUUCACCCAAUGAGAGCUCUGAUGUUGAUGUCUAAGAGCAACUUCCAGCCUCCAAAACUAAAAGACAAAACAAAAUGGUCGUCAGGUUUCCAAAGCUUUGUGAAGAUGGCGCUCAUAAAAAACCCACGCAAAAGGCCGUCAGCUGAGACUCUGCUCCAGCAUCCCUUUGUGACCCAGCUGUUGACAAGGAACCUGAUAAUUGAGCUUCUGGACUUGGCCAGUAAUCCGGAGCUUUUCAACAGCCACUCCCACAGCCUGGACGAGAACGAUCUGGAGGUCGAGGAAGAGGCUCCAGACAAGAUCCAGUCAGCGGGGAAGCACCUGGCCGUGGAGAGGACCUUGUCUGAGGAACAAUUUGACCAGGUGAAAUUCCGACCUCCUUUACGGAAAGUGACAGAGCCUUAUCCUGAUUUGGGUUCCUAUGACGAUGACUGGAGUCUGUCUGGAGAUGAGGACAACUCACCGAGCCUGCUGGAAUGUGUGGAGCAAGCUCUGCAGCUGAGGAGUUUAACAAUUAGGAGAGUGCCCUCUACUGACACUGGCAGGAAGAGUGGCAUGUUCAGCCCCACCACAGCCUCCCUGCCGGCCUUCAGCUCUCUGUCCGCUCACACAGAAGACCAGGACCUGACCCUCAGACCCACCUGCACCCUGGGCCCCGACACUGCUUUAGACAACGACUGCCGCUCUUCACCAGGUUUGUCGCGGUGCUCUGCCACACAGGACAUCAGGCAGCGGUGCAGUGACCCAUGUCUGCCUGGAGGUGAUGCUCUACCCAAGGAAAAGAAGCCAAGUGCAGUUUCGCCUCCAAAAAGAGACACCUCUCUUUCACCAGAGUGGAGCACAUUAAGGAAAAAGCCUGAGGACUCUAGAGCUGAUUGUCAUGGACUUCCUCCUACCCCUCAAGUCCAUAUGGGAGCGUGCUUCUCUAAAGUUUUUAAUGGGUGUCCACUUAAAAUAAAUUGUGCCGUCACCUGGAUUUUCCCUAAAACAAGAGAUCAGUAUCUUAUACUCGGAGCAGAGGAGGGGAUAUACACACUGAAUCUAAAUGAACUUCAUGAAGAUACACUAGAAAAGCUGCUGCCACAGAGAUGCUCAUGGCUCUAUGUUAUGAACAACGUGCUCAUGACUGUUUCUGGGAAGUCCUCACAGCUCUGCUCCCACAGUUUGACAGCUCUGUUUGAACACAAAGGCAGAGAGACUGUGCACAAGAGGCCCAGCACCCUGUCACUCAGCACCAACCGCUUCACCGAGAGGAUCAGCCACAGAAAGUUUGCUGUAUCAGUGAAGAUUCCUGACACUAAAGGCUGCAGGAGGUGUAGUGUAGCCAGAAACCCCUAUACAGACAGCACUUUUCUAUGUGCGGCCGUGCCCUCUGGUCUCGUCCUGCUCCUGUGGUAUGAGCCUCUGCAGAAGUUCAUGCAUCUUAAGUAUAUAGCUGUAAAGCUGCCAGACAGUCUGCCUAUAUUUGAGCUGCUGGUAGUGGUGACAGAUGAGUUUCCUCAGCUCUGCAUUGGAGUGCGAGACUGCAGUAAUGGGAAAAGUGGUCAGGAACUCAUGUUUGACAUCAUAGAACUCAAUGGUGCUCCUAUCUCUGUACCAGACAGUGGUGCGCUGAAAGCUGGGCAGGUGACCCAGCUUGACAGAGACACAGUUCUCAUUGCAUUAGAAAAAAUUGUUAAAAUUGUUAACUUGAAAGGACAACCAUCCAAAGAGCUAUCUGCGGAAAUACUAUUUGACUUCUCCAUUGAAACUCUAGUUUGCUUACAGGACAGUGUUUUGGCUUUCUGGAAACAUGGUCUCAAAGGGAAGAGCUUUCAAUCUGGUGAAGUGACACAAGAGAUUACGGAUGAGAGCCGAUCUUUCAGAGUCCUGGGAACAAACAGGGACAUUAUUCUCCAGAGCACGCCUACUGAUGACCCCUCAGCACUGAGCAACCUCUACAUACUAACCGGGCAUGAAAGUAGCUACUAACUGUUGGGGAUGACCAAGAAUUUCAUGUUUAUUAUUGCACUUCAUGUUGUAAAGCUGUGGCAGACACCAGCAAAUACCAACACAUGCCAUUCUGGACUCUCAUGAGAUGAAAGCCAACGCUGAAGCUGCUUAUCAACCACUGAAGACUGUAACUAUUUCAGAGCUUGACUGGACAUUUGGAACUAGAAAUAUAAUGUGUGAAUUCCCUCUGGAGCUAUAGUAUUCAUGGUAUGCAAAAGAACUGAUAACUUUCUAAAGGGAAGAGUUUUCUUUCUUCAGCACUAAUGUCUGUACAUGUAUAAAACACACCUGUGUUUUCAGAUGCUUUAUAAAGGCUGUUAGGUUUGUUAAAAAACCUCAAAACUA